GAAAGUUAGUGAAGUUCAAGAACCAAACUACAAUGUCUACUUCGAAACCCAUCUCCUCCUUCCGACUCACCUCUCUCCUCCGCUCUCAGAAAGACCCCUCCCUGGCCCUUCAACUCUUCCUCAACCCAAACCCUAACCACCCCUUCGUCCGCCCCUUCCGCCAUUCCCUCCGCUCGUAUGACCUCAUUAUCACCAAACUUGUCCAAGCCAAAAUGUUCCCCCAAAUGGAACAGCUCCUCGACCAACUCCACACCCAAACACGCUUCCCUACCCCCGAACCCCUCCUCCGCCACGUCAUCGCUGCCUAUGCGCGCGCCGGCCUCCCAUCGUGUGCCCUCCGCACCUUCCUCUCCAUCCCCGCCCCCUCCCUCCGCUCCUUCAACUCCCUCCUCCACGCGUUGCUCGCCUACCGUGACUUCGCCUCAUUCACGCGCCUCCUUCCGCACCUCCCCCGCUUUCUCGGUCCCGACGCUUGCUCCUACAACAUCCUCAUCCACGCGUGUUCUCUAACCGACGACCGCGAUCGGGCAUGGAAGCUGUUCAACGAAAUGCGUAGGCGAGGCGUUCGUCCGAAUCAAAUUACGUUCAGAACUCUGAUUAACUUGCUGUGCAAAAGCCCUCAAUUGCACCUUCCCCAGGCGUUUAAGGUGAAGGAAGACAUGGAUAGAGUUUUUAAAAUUAAGCCUAAUGCUUUUGUGUACACUAGUUUGAUUAAAGCUGUUUGCGAGGUGGGUGAUUUUGAUUCCGCAGUUAGGUUGAAAGAUGAGAUGGUGAGGAACAAUUUGAAGCUUGAUGUUGUUGUGUACAACACUUUGGUUUCAGGGUUUUUAAAAGGAGGGAAGAAGGAUAUAGGAUUUAGGGUUUUGGAGGAAAUGAAGAUUGGUGGUGUGAAGCCGAAUUCUGUGACGUGUAAUGUGUUAAUUGGGGAGUUUUGUAGGGAGGGGAAGUUUGAAGAGGCUUAUAGGAUUUUGAAUGAUGGGUUAGAGGGUGUGAAGCCUGAUGUUUUUGGCUACAAUGUGGUUAUUGGUUGGUUGUGUAAAGAGGGGAAAUGGAGGGAGGCUGAUGAUUUAUUUGGGGACAUGCCAAGGCGACAGUGUGUUCCUGAUGUUGUGACUUACCGCACCCUGUUUAAUGGGCUUUGCCAGUGUAUGCAGUUUGAGGAAGCUGGGUUGGUUUUAGAGGAGAUGAUUUUUAAAGGCUAUGUUCCUCGUUCCUCCAAUUUGAAUGAGUUUGUUGGUAUGAUGUGUAAGGAAGGGGAUUUUGAGUUACUAGCGAAGGUUUUGAGUGGUUUGGUAGGUGGGGGAUUUUAUUGUGAGGAUGUGUGGAAAACUUUGGUCUUAUUGGUUUGCCAAUCGGAAAAGUUAUUGGGAGCUUUUGAGCAUUUUGAUGAAUUGGUGUUGGCAUGAGUUCUAUAUUGGGUUUCGGUGAAUGUGCAGAGAGAUAUUCUGUUAGUUCCAAAAUACGUAUUUCAGGGAUGGCCUGGACUCACCAAAUCAUGCCAAGCAUUGAACUAGAUCUAUAUCAGAGAGGUGAAUCUCUAGUCCACAAAGCGAAGAUGCAUGUCCAUGAAGAACAAUUGCAAUCAAGUGCUAAAGGCUUGGAGUAUUGUUUUGGACACACCUUUUGUUGAAGGAGAUAUGCUAACUGAGGCCUUCGGAGCUCCCCCUUCCAACAAAGGGCCAUCAAGUCACCAGUUUCAUUACUUGUUGAUUCUCAAAACCAGGAGGCCAGAGGCAACAACUAAAACACAAUUUCAGUGGCAAAGACACAAGAACUUACAAAAGCUGUGAAAUCAAAGACAAGUUCAACAACGAGAUCGACAACGACAAUAACAAUGUGAGAAAAAUUACGUGAGUGACGACGACGAGUGAGAAUGACGACACCUACAACGUCAACAACACAAGAACGAAGGCUUGAGGGAGGGCGCGAGAAUGAAGGCGUGAGGGAGGGCGCAACUGAAACCAAGAUCGAUAGUGCGAGAACAAAUAUGAAUCCCACGAACGAAAGCACAAUGAGAGUGAAUCAGAAGAGAGGAAUGAAGAUGAGCUUCAUCACUAAACCUAAAUAACAAAACCUAAUUGGUGAGCCCAAAUUACGACUUUGUUUUAUGUUUUCAAAAUUUCUUCCCAAACUCACAAGAUAGGAACUAGGUUUGCGAUUUCAGGUGAGUUUACUGAGUCCACCACCGAUUCCAUCAAUCCUACACCAAAUCAAAGUUUGUUUCUGAGUUAAUUCGGAAGCACUGUGUGAACUCGUAAACGUGUGAACUCGUAAACUCGACCGAGUUAAUGAGUUAAUUCGCGAGUUCGAUAACACUGGUAAAGAUAUGUGAAAUGAUUGGUAAGUAUGGAGUUGACUACAAAUCACUAUCUUAUCAGGAUAUUAGAGAGAAACUCUUAAAACAAGAUAUGAACAAAACAAAUAUAAUCCUUGAGGAAUAUAAGGAGGAGUGGAAGAGAAUUGACUAUGCCAUUAUGUUUGAUGGUUGGACGGACAAAAGAAGACGUUUUAUUUGCAACUUCUUGGUGAAUAGUUCUAAAGGGACUAUUUUUCUUUAUUCACUUGACAUCUUAGACAUUUCAAAAAUAAUUGAUAAAGUAUUCAAAAUGUUAGAUGUUGGAGAAGAAAAUCAAAAUGUUAGAUGUUGUUGAGAUUAAAAGGUAGUUUAAGUUGUCACUAAUAAUGUUGUAAAUUUUAAGACACUUAAGAUUGAAACUGUAAAAUAAUUCUAGAGGGCUUGAUUGAUCCCUCUCACAAUCUUCUAUUUAUAAGAAUAAAUUGAUACACAAAUACAUGAUAAAUAGGGUAACCCUAGACACAAUAUAAUCAUGAUAAAUAGGGUAAUCCUAGACAUAAUAUAAUCAUGAUAAAUAGGGUAACCCUUGACACACUAUAAUGAUGAUAAAAUAGGAUAAAUAUCCUAACACUCCCCCUCAAGCUGGAGCAUACAAAUUGUAUGUACCAAGCUUGGAACAAAUAAACUCAAUCCGAGGACCCCUUAAUGACUUGGUCAAUACAUCUGCGAGUUGAUCGUUUGACCCAAUAAACUCAGUACAUAUUUCUUUGGUCAACAACUUUUCACGAACAAAAUGACAAUCAAUUUCUAUAUGUUUAGUCCUCUCGUGAAACACUGGAUUUGAUGCAAUGUGGAGAGCAGCUUGAUUGUCGCAAUACAUCUUCAUAGUAUGGAUGUCACAAAAUUUAACCUCUUGAAGGAAUUGUUUCACCCAUAUAAGUUCACAUGUUAGUGAUGCCAUUGCCCUAUACUCGGCUUCCGCGGUUGAUCGAGCUACUACAUUCUGUUUCUUACUUUUCCAUGAAAUAAUGUUUCCUCCCAGAAAAACACAAUAUCCUGUUGUAGACCGUCUAUCAAUAGGUGAACCUGCCCAAUCUGCAUCACAAUACCCAGAGACAUGAAUGCUUCCUUUAUCUUCAUAUAACAAUCCUUGCCCGGGAGCCUUCUUUACAUACCUUAGAAUGCGAAUGAGAGCAUUCCAAUGGUCAAUACAUGGAGCCUGCAUGAAUUGACUAACCACUCCAACUGCAAAGGAUAGAUCUGGCCUUGUAAUAGUGAGAUAAAUCAGUUUGCCAACUAGCCUCCUAUACCUCUCUGGAUCGGAGAAUAAUUCACCUUCUUCUGUCCUUAAUUUCUGGUUUGGGUCCAUGGGACUGUCUACCGGUCUACAAUCAAUCAUGCCUGUUUCUUGUAAUAUAUCAAGAGCAUACUUCCUUUGGGAGAUUACAACUCCAUCUUUUGAUUGCGCUACUUCAAUGCCUAAGAAAUAUUUGAGACUUCCAAGAUCCUUGGUUUGAAAAUGUCUACACAAGUACUCUUUUAGUUGAGAUAUUCCAACAGCAUCAUUUCCUGUAAUGACAAUAUCAUCAACAUAUACUAUUAAGUAAACACAUUUCCCGAGAGAAGAAUGACAAUAAAAAACUGAAUGGUCUGCUUCACUGCGUUUUAGCCCAAAUUUUUGAACAAUGGAGCUAAACUUUCCAAACCAAGCACGUGGGGAUUGCUUGAGGCCAUAUAGAGAUCGAUGCAAUUUGCAUACCAUACCAGACUCCCCCUGAGCAACAAACCCUGGAGGUUGCUCCAUAUAAACUUCUUCCUCAAGAUCACCAUGUAGGAAGGCAUUCUUGAUAUCCAAUUGAUGAAGUGGCCAGUGACGAAUGGCUGCCAUGGCAAAGAAGAGACGAAUAAUAGUCAUCUUGGCUACAGGAGAGAAAGUGUCACAAUAAUCAAGACCAUAAACCUGAGUGUAACCUUUUGCAACAAGCCGAGCUUUGAGCCGAUCAAUUUCACCAUCAGGGCCAACUUUAACUGCAUACACCCAUCGACAACCAACCGCCUUUUUUCCUGGGGGAAGGGGCACCAGCUCCCAAGUAUUACUGUGGUCAAGAGCCUGCAUUUCUGCAAUCAUAGCUUGUCGCCAUCCAGGAUGAUCAAGUGCUUCUUUCACAUUCUUGGGUAUAACAACAGAGGACACUGAGGAUAAAAGAGAAAAAUAGGAGGGCGACAAUCGAUGAUAGCUUAGAAAAUUAUAAAUGGGAUGAGGGUUCCGAGUGGAACGAGUACCUUUUCUGAGGGCAAUAGGCCAUGCUGAAUCAUUUGCACCAGAAGGCGUGGGAGGAGGUGACGAGGGAGAAGAAUCUGAAGUAGGAGAUUCACCAUUGUCUUGGGGAGGUGGACUAUCCAUUGGGGCCCUGUGUGGGAUGAUCUCAGUAUGUGGAGAAACAGGUGUAGAAGGAUUGUGAUCAUGACUGGGAAUGACAGAGACAGUGGAGCUAUUUGACUCAACCAUUGGAAUAGGAAGGACCUGCUGGAGGAUAGAAACAUCCUGAACAGAUGGAGAGAAGUAAGGAGUCUGUUCAAAGAAUGUGACAUUGGCAGACAUGUAAUACUUCUUAGUUUCAGGAGAGUAACACCGAUAUCCUUUUUGAAGUCGAGAAUAGCCUAAGAAGACACAUUUGAGAGCGCGAGCGGAGAGUUUGUCUAGACCUGGAGACAUGUCAUGAACAAAACAUACACAGCCAAACACUCGGGGAGAUGUAUGAAAGAGAGGAUCAUUAGGAAACAAAAUGGAGAAAGGGACUUUAUUAUCAAGAGAGGAGGAGGGCAUCCUAUUAAUAAGAUAACAUGCAGUUAAGAUGGCAUCCCCCCAGUGAUGGACAGGAAUAUGGGCACCAAGCAAAAGGGUACGAGCAGUUUCAACCAAGUGUCUAUUUUUUCGUUCUGCUAUACCAUUUUGCUGUGGUGUAUGAGGACAAGUAGACUGAUGUAAGAUACCAUGGGAACUCAAGAUGGCAGAAAAGGAGGAUGAAAAAUACUCUUUGGCAUUAUCACUUCUUAAUAUUUUGAUUACUUGACCAAAUUGAUUCUUGAUUUCAUUCAAAAAGGAUGUAAAGAUAGCUAACAAUUCAGAACGAUUUUUCAUAAGAUAAACCCAAGUACAUCUUGAAUAUUCAUCAAUAAAGGUAACAAAAUAGCUAUAACCAAAGGAGGAGAUACGACUAGGUCCCCAUAUAUCAGAAUGGAUGAUGGAAAAACUAGAAUUACAUAUUGAUUGAGACCUUUUAUGAAAGGAAGAUCUAACAUGUUUUCCUAAUUGACAUGACUCACAUUCUAAGGUUUGGAGACCACUAAGUUCAGGACACAUCUUUUUUAAUUUGGACAAAUGAGGAUGGCCAAGUCGAUCAUGUAGCACUUUAGGAUUAAGAGCAGCAACACAAGACACCCUUGGACGAGAUCCAAAAUGGUAUAAUCCGCCAGCUUCAUAUCCUUCUCCAAUCUGUCUCCCCGAACCACGCUCCUGUAUAACAAAAGAUUUAUGAUCAAAGGUUAUUGAACAAUUUAACAUUUUAGUCAACUGGCUUAAGGAAAUUAAAUUAAAAGGACAAUUAGGGACAAAAAGGACUGAGUUGAGAUUGAGGGAGGGAGACAAAGAAACAUGACCGACUCCUUUGGAAGAAGUUUUAGAUCCAUUUGCAAGGGUUAUGAAAUGAGGUUUUUCUCGAAAGGAAAUAGAUGAGAACAAAGAGGUAUUACCAGAAAUGUGAUCAGAAGCACCUGAGUCAAUUACCCAUGAAUUUUGACAUUCCAUAGAUUGAGAAACGCAGGCUGUUGAUGUAUUGGGAGAUUGAGAUGGUUGUGCCAAGCUGUUAGACUUUAACCUUAAAUACUCUUGAUAUUCAUCCUCAGAAAACAUAGAAGUAGAGGUUUCAGUUUUCAAAGUGGAAGUUUCAGUCUUCGAAAUAUUGGCGGUUUUGGAAGGGAAACCAUGUAAGGAGUAGCAAUUCUCUUGAGUAUGACCCAUCCUUUUACAAUAUGUGCAUUGAGUACGUCCCCGACCUCCUCGUCCUCCUCCUCUAGUGCCACGUCCUCCUCUUCCUCGUGUGGCAACCAUGACAGAUGGUUCCACUAGUUCAUGCGCUUCUUGAGUUUGAGAUACCGGGACACGCAGAAGGCGAGUGGUCAAUGUUUCCAUAGAGGGGACCUCAUGACUAGUUAGAAGUUGAUCUCUGAGAUGAUCAAAAUCGGGAUGUAGGGCACGAAGGAUCAACACCAUGUAGAAUUUGUCUAGUUUCUUUUUUAUAUCCUCUAAUGGAUCUACUUCCAAAAACAUCCUAAGUUCUUCGACAGCAGAUUGGGCUUCAGUCAUGAAGGACACCAUAUCAUGGUCUGCCAUUUUAAGAGAUGCAAGUUUAUUCGUAGUGUCAUAGAGACGUUGAAUAUCGUUGGCAUAAAUGCUUUGGGCUUUCUUCCAAAAGGAGUGACAAGUUUUGAAAGCCCUCAAAGAUACAAAAAGUUUGGGUUCCACUGAUUGCCAUAACAGGGCACACAACUGGAAAUCUGCUUGUUUCCACUGAUCAGCUUUUUCAGUAGGCACAUGGCUUCCAUCUCGCUCAAGGUGGUCAUAAUGCCCUUGGCCAAGGAACCACAUUUCAACGGCAGCAGACCAUGAUAGAUAAUUUUUUCCAUUUAGCUUCUCGGAGGUAAUUGAUGGACUUCCAGAGAAGGAAAGAGUACUGCCAGACGCCAUUUCUGAAGAAGACGAAUAGUACUAACGAAGAACAAGAAAACCCUAAGGGUUUAGACGAAGGAAACUUUGACAGUGAUGGACGACGGUGGCCGGCAAUGGCGGGCGGUGGCCGGCGGUGACGGUGGCCGGACGGUGGCCGGAGACGGUGGCCGGAGACGGUGGCCGGAGACGGUGGCCGGACGGUGGCCGGCGACGGCCGACGGUGGCCGACGGUUGACGGUGGCCGGCGGCGGGCAGCGGCGGGCAGCGGCGGGCGACAAAGAACUGUGGCGCCGGACAAAUAUAUAUUACGAGACAGAAACCAGAGCGGGAUCGACCCGCUCUGAUACCAACUUAAGAUUGAAACUGUAAAAUAAUUCUAGAGGGCUUGAUUGAUCCCUCUCACAAUCUUCUAUUUAUAAGAAUAAAUUGAUACACAAAUACAUGAUAAAUAGGGUAACCCUAGACACAAUAUAAUCAUGAUAAAUAGGGUAAUCCUAGACAUAAUAUAAUCAUGAUAAAUAGGGUAACCCUUGACACACUAUAAUGAUGAUAAAAUAGGAUAAAUAUCCUAACAAAGACAAUUAAAGAGUUGUUGAUGCAAAAAAGAGAAAAAUUAUAUUGGAGUCCAUGUGCAACACAUUGCAUUGAUUUGAUCUUUAAAGAUUUUGAAAAGAAUUUGAAGGUCCAUGAAUUGACAAUUAAGAAGGGAAGAAAGAUUACUACUUCCAUUUAUGGAAGAUCAGUGUUGAUUUCAUUGUUGAAAAAAUUCACUAAAAGAAGAGCUUAAUAAGACUAGGGUGACUAGAUAUGGCACGACUUAUUUAACUCUUGGUUGUCUUCAUGAAUUGAAAGCAUCAUUGUUGACCAUGUUUAGCUCUGAGGAGUGUAAGACAAGCAAGUUCAGAAUUUCACAAGAGGGGGGAAGAGUAGAACAUAUUGUAUUAGAUAGUUGAUUUUGGAAGAAUGUCUCCACAUGCGUGAAAGUUGCUGCCCCUCUUAUGGUGGUCUUAAGAUUGGUGGACUCAGAUGUAAAAUUUGCAAUGAGUUUCAUUUAUAAAGAGAUGGAUUAUGCAAAUGAGAAGAUUAGGUCAAAUUUUAACAAUAUUAAGAAAUAAAAUUUCAAACUUUUACUCAUUCAAAGUUACUUAUGUGUAAAAUUAUUUCUAAUAUAACAUAAUUGGUUUGGUAAUUAUAUGUAAUUAUGAAGAGGUUUAGAGAAUAAUUGAUGCUUGAUGGGAUAAUCAACUUCAUAAGCCUUUGCAUGCAGUUGUCUAUUUUCUCAAUCCCCAUUUCCAUUAUGAACCUAACUUUAGAUAUGAUGAUGGAAAGGUGAAAGAAGGUUUGUAUAUAUGCAUGAGAAGAUUGGUACUAGAUUUGGCAUAAAGAAGAAAAAUAAAUUUGUAAAUUGUUGAAUUUCAUUUUGCUUGAGGACUUUUUGGAAUGGAAGAUGCAAAGGAAUGUCAGAUAGCAUUAAAUCAUGAGGAAUGGUGAGAGAUUUUUGGGGAGAUAGCAUUAAAUCAUGAGGAAUGGUGAGAGAUUUUUGGUGAUGGAACUUCACUGUUGAAGAAAUUUUCUAUUUGAAUUCUAAACUUGACUUGUAGUUAUUUGAGACGUGAGCGUAAUAUGAGCUCAUUUGAAAUGAUGAUUUAAAUUAUUUCUAAUUUAUAAUUUUCUUUAUUA
This is a messenger RNA of Vigna angularis (adzuki bean), 8705 nucleotides long. Its product is annotated as putative pentatricopeptide repeat-containing protein At1g53330. The transcript is spliced from 2 exons. Lineage: Eukaryota; Viridiplantae; Streptophyta; Magnoliopsida; Fabales; Fabaceae. The record is from RefSeq and is a predicted model, not a curated record. Bases 33 to 1406 code for a protein of 457 amino acids. Gene Ontology annotation, molecular function: protein binding.